UGUAAUUUUGUUUUUGAGUUUAGGAGCAGCUACGACUAAUAGCUAGCUGUGCUCAGGGCGAGUUGCUGACCAUCAUAAACAUUUUCAUAGCAACGCGACAGUAAAAUUUGUCUUGUUGUUAAACUCGUAUCAGUUGCACUUUAUAAAGCUACUGUUAGGGGUCCCCUGUAUCGGGACCAGGCCCGAUGCGGCUGCUGCAAAAAUGUCAGCAGCUUUUGCGUGGAGCCUGUGUAGCUGCAGACCAGGGCUGUGCAUUUAGUCCGAGCGGCGUUAAGCACUGGGAGUCGGCCGUGCAGCAGCUUGGACGAGCUGGCAGCCUUGCUGAUGGGAGUCGCGACCUCGCAAGUCUUGCACCGUGGCAGCAGCUGCGCUAUCUUAGCCUGUCAACUGGGAGUACGCUUUCGGCUUCAUCCAACAGCAUUCAGCCUGCUUCUGGAUUGCCUGCGUCGCUAGCCCUGCCUUGGGCAGUGUCGCAAGUCAGGGGCUUGUUCGGCGCGCGCAAGCCUGCGCCACCCAACCCCCAAAUUCACACCCACGACAAGUACAAGUUUACAUACAAGCAGCCUACCUACGACUUCCUCCAAGGUCGCUUCGUGGUGGACCGCAAUGACGUCAUCUGGCACCGCCAGGCCAAUUACCGCCACGCGCGCUACGCCAAGACCGCCUCGCAGCUCACCCGACUCAAGCGCUGGAAGCCGCUGGCCGCAGCCUACGCCGCCAAGCUGCACAAGGUGGGGUUCCGGAGCCGCUACUGGGCGGCGCCCAACCCUCAAGAGGUGCCUGGCUUCCAUGACCCCAGCGGCAAGGACACGCGGCAGCGGCGGCGGUCUGCGGUGCCGGCGCUGAACCAGACGACGGGCGACCCGGCGCUGCGGCAGAGCUGGAAGACGCCGAACCGCCAGAAGCUGCGGUGAGGCGGGCCGGAGGAGUUGCUGGUGCUGUUGUUGGUGCGGUGAGGAGAAGGAGGAGGAGGUUAGGAGGAGGAGCGGGGGGCGGGGGAGGUUAGGAGGAUGCGUUUGUCGUAGCAGAGGACAAGGCGGUGUUUAGCUGCAGGGCUCAGGAGGACGAGCGUUCUGGGUGGAAGAUGAGUGGGGCAGAGGAGGGGCUGUGUAACUGUGGAGGUUGGAAUAUUGUGGUGGUUGAGGGCAGGGAUGAGGGGACAUGCGUUGGUUGAAGGCCGCGACUGCGGCGGGAAGAGUCAGGGUGGGAAGGAAAAAUUAUAUACUUGAAACAACGAGUCCCAAUCCCAUAUCCCGACUCAUGCAGUGAGCGCAUUCGGAGACUCCAUCAGGGUGGGAGGGAGGUUAAGGCAAGCCAACGUGGUGGGGGGCUUUGCAUGGAUGGGAUAAGGGCGCCUGCGAAAGGAGGAGACACGGUUGAUGCUCCAACACGGUGUUGGGCUAGCAGGAGGCAGGUGUGUUAUGCGGUAUGGAGGUGAUGCGGUUACAUGGAGUGCUGCACAGUGCAGCAGGUGUCGCCGCGGGCAGUGUUUUGAGCAAGUCCAACUUGCAGUAAGGUUUCCUGCACUGUUUUGUAAAGUCGAUUGCUUACCUCCCC
Astrephomene gubernaculifera is the source of this 1557-nucleotide messenger RNA. NCBI's taxonomy places the organism in Eukaryota, Viridiplantae, Chlorophyta, Chlorophyceae, Chlamydomonadales, Astrephomenaceae. The record is from the annotation of a GenBank genome assembly.